This is a messenger RNA of Gopherus evgoodei (Goodes thornscrub tortoise), 621 nucleotides long. RefSeq names its product putative coiled-coil domain-containing protein 195. Lineage: Eukaryota; Metazoa; Chordata; Testudines; Testudinidae. The record is from RefSeq and is a predicted model, not a curated record. The coding region runs from base 1 to 621 and encodes 206 amino acids. The transcript is spliced from 3 exons.
AUGCGCUCUGAGAUCAACAAGCUGGAGAGAGAAAAUAGGGCCCUUCGGAUAGAACUGAAAUUCAGUGGACAGAGGACAGCUAACUGGGAGGAAGGAGCAAGUGGAGAAUGUGGACAUGAGGAAGCCAGGAGCCUCACUGAUUCAGGGGAAGAGAGGGUCACUUCUCCAAUGGCCCUGCGUAGGAAUGUCUCAGCCAGCUCGGCUCUGGCACUGCAGGAACAGAAAGGUAAUAGUAUGAUUGUUAGGCGCUAUUCCAUUUCUUCCCCUGUGCAAUCUUUUUCUGGACACAAACACCACAAAGCUGAGAAGAGACAUCCAAGUAACAGAAUCCUAGAGGUGCAGGGAAUUGUCAAACCACCAGCAGGCUCCUCGGUGAUGCAACUAACCAAUGAAGAAGAAAAAGUAUCUGCAAAAAUUCCAGCCGAUUGUUUCUCCAGCAAUAAUUCUAGCAAAAGGAGAUCUUUUCAAGAGCAUGUUUAUAAGUGCAGGGGUAAAGUAAAGGCAGUUAGGUUCCUGUUACCAAUGGACAUGUCAUCUUAUUCCGAAAAUCAAGGUUCUUUCAAAUACUCACAAAAUCAGGACACAAAACAGUUAAGCACCAUAAUUGAAAAAGAUAUGUGA